GAAGAACAGACCAAAAAGAGAGACCAGAAGAACGACAAUAAGAAGAAGAAUAAGAACAAGAAGAAGGGCAAAGGAAAGGGAGACUGGAGCGACGACGAUAGCGAUGUGGAGGACAAGCCGAAGGGCAAGAAAGGAGGAAUAGAAGAAGACAGCGAUAAGGAGGACAAACCAGCGAAAACGGGGGCGAAGCAACAGCAGAAGAAGGAGAAGAAGAAAGGGAAGAAGGGGAAGAAGGACGACGGGUGGUCGGACGACGAGGACGAGGAGAGGAAGCUGGCCGAGAAGAUGAUCGGGCUCGGCGUCCAGGACGAGGAGAGCGAGGACGAGGGGGACGAGAUGAUGAUGAUGACGAAGGCGAAGCUGGGGAAGAAGCAGAAGAAGGAGAAGAAGAAGAAGAAGUUCGAGGAGGACGAGGACGAGGAAGACGAGGAUUUGUCGGAGGAGGACGAGGGGGAUGACGAGGAGGAAGAGGUAGUAAAGAAGGGGGAUAAGAACAAGAAGAAACAACAGAAGAAGAACGAGAAGGUGAAGAACAAGUUUGCGAUGUUGGACGACGACGACGAUGAGGACAUGGAAGACGAGGACGAGGAGGACGAGGCCGAGAAGAAGAAGGAAGAGGAGAAGAAGAAGAAGGAAGAGGAAGAAAAGAAGAAGAAGGAAGAGGAAGAGAAAAAGAAAGCAGAUGAGGAGAGAAAGAAGAAAGAGGAGGAGGAAAAGGCAAAGAAGGAAGAGGAGGAGAAGGAGAAAAUGGAAGAGGAGGAAGAGGAAGAGGCAGAAGAGGAGGAGGAAACAGAGGAAGAGAAGCUAAAGAGGAAAAAGAAAGAAGAGAAGGAGGCUCUGUCGAAGCUCUCCCACAAGGAGCGCAAGAAGAUGAAGCAGCAGUUGGAAUACCAGCGGCAGAUGGAGGCCAUGCUGAAGAAGGGCGGCCACGGCACCUCCUCCCUCGACGACACCUUCUCCGUGUCACAGGCGCAGAAGUCCGACAAGCAGCAGAGCCAGAUGGAGGGGGCAGUUGACAUUAAGAUCGACAGCUUCAACAUCUCGGCCAAGGGUAAACCACUGUUCACGAAUGCCUCCCUACUCAUCGCCAAUGGAAGGAGAUACGGUUUAGUUGGUCCUAAUGGGCACGGCAAGACCACCCUCCUGCGGCACAUCCAGUCGAGAGUGCUCAGCAUUCCUCCAAACAUUGACGUUCUCUACUGUGAACAGGAAGUCAUUGCAGAUGACACGCCCGCCAUUGAUGUGGUUCUGCAAGCGGACAAGAAGCGGCUGGAUCUCAUCAAGCGCAGGGACCAGCUAGAGGCCGACAUGAAGAAGAAGAGCAAAAACGUGGACAUGGACGAGCUUCAGGAGAUCUACGACGAGCUCAAGGCCAUCGAUGCCGAUAAGGCCGAGCCCAAGGCCAGGAGAAUCUUAGCUGGUCUGGGCUUCACGCGAGAAAUGCAGGGCCGUGCCACCAAAAAUUUCUCCGGAGGCUGGCGAAUGAGGGUGUCUCUGGCCAGGGCCCUCUUCAUUGAACCCACGCUGCUCAUGCUCGACGAACCUACCAACCACUUGGAUCUCAAUGCCGUCAUCUGGCUUGAUAAUUACCUGCAGGGAUGGAAGAAGACCCUCCUGGUAGUUUCUCACGACCAGUCUUUCCUCGACAACGUGUGCACAGAUAUUAUUCACUUAGACCAAUGUAAACUUCACUACUAUAAGGGAAAUUAUUCUAUGUUCAAGAAGAUGUUGGUGCAAAAGAGAAGAGAGCAACUGAAGGCCUAUGAAAAGCAGGAGAAGAGAAUCAAGGAGAUGAAGUCUUCGGGAGCCACAAAGAAACAAGCCGAGAAGAAGUCGAAGGAGGCGCUGACUCGCAAGCAGGAGAAGAACCGGGCCAAGAGCAAGAAGAACGAAGACGACGACGGCCCCACGGAGCUGUUGGAGAAGCCGCAGGAGUACAUCGUGAAGUUCAAAUUCCCCGAGCCGCCCCCGCUGCAGCCGCCGAUCCUCGGUCUCUAUAACGUCAGCUUUUGGUACCCCGGCCACAAGCCCUUGUUUAAGGAGGUCGACUUCGGUAUCGACAUGGACAGCCGAGUGGCCAUCGUCGGCCCCAACGGCGUGGGCAAGUCGACGUUCCUGAAGCUGCUAGUGAGCGACCUGACCCCCAUGGAGGGCGAGGUGCGCAAGAACCACCGCCUCAAGAUCGGCCGCUACGACCAGCACUCCGGCGAGCACCUGACGGCCGAGGAGUCGCCGUCCGAGUACCUCAUGCGGCUGUUCAACCUGCAGUACGAGAAGGCGCGGAAGGCCCUGGGCACGUUCGGGCUGGCGUCCCACGCGCACACCAUCAAGAACAAGGAUCUCUCGGGAGGGCAGAAGGCGCGCGUGGCCCUGGCCGAGCUCUGCCUGUCCUCGCCCGACGUGCUCAUCCUCGACGAGCCCACCAACAACCUCGACAUCGAGAGCAUCGACGCCCUCGCCGAGGCCAUCAGCGAGUUCCAGGGCGGCGUGAUCAUCGUGUCGCACGACGAGCGCCUCAUCCGCGACACGGACUGCACGCUGUGGGUCAUCGAGGAGCAGACCAUCAACGAGAUCGACGGCGGCUUCGACGACUACCGCAAGGAGCUGCUGGAGGAGCUGGGCGAGGAGAUCAACAACCCCAGCAUCUCCGCCCACAACGCGGCCGAUCUAUAAGCUCGGCCUCGUAGCCACGUGACCAAGGGCUUUCUUAGGCUUUUUCUCAUUAUUCGGAGGACGAGGUAAUCAAUGGAAUUCGGCGGUGGUAUUAGAUAUAUUUUAUUUUUCUCAGAGAGUGUUACUUCUUUCGAAGAUUUAACGCAUUUCCAGUGACACGCAUGCUAUUCCUGUAAUUAAACCUGUAUAGGAAUGUGUGAAUACAUCACAUUAUAUUAUGUAUCUUGUAUUCUAUAAAUAAUCGAAACAGAAAUAAAAUAUCUUGCUUUUUA
This is a messenger RNA of Penaeus monodon (black tiger shrimp), 2945 nucleotides long. RefSeq names its product ATP-binding cassette sub-family F member 1-like. Lineage: Eukaryota; Metazoa; Arthropoda; Malacostraca; Decapoda; Penaeidae. Gene Ontology annotation, molecular function: ATP binding; ATP hydrolysis activity. The record is from RefSeq and is a predicted model, not a curated record.